Molecule: messenger RNA, 618 nt
Organism: Rotaria sp. Silwood1
Lineage: Eukaryota; Metazoa; Rotifera; Eurotatoria; Philodinida; Philodinidae
Source: the annotation of a GenBank genome assembly
AUGACUUCCGAAGGUAGUACUGACUCAGUAAGUUCCACAUUAACAACAACUUCAACAACAACAACGAUUAUACGUUCAAUCGUAACAAUCACUCGACCAGGAGACACUAUUAUUGGAGUAUAUAACACAACGGCUGGUGCCUCUACGGGGGGUAAGGAUGGUAGGUAUUCGAUAAUUACUGAACACCCUGCUCAAGCCAUUGAUAACUCUACUUCCACAAAAUACUUCAAUUUUGGAGGCACUGGUGACUAUAACGUAGUGGCCUCUGUACCUGGAGUUGGCACUGGUUUCUAUGUUAUACCUGCCAUUAGCAAUGCUUCAAUUGCCAUAAGUCUUCUCUUUGCAACUGCAAAUGAUUCUCCUAAUCGUGAUCCAAUCACAGUGACUCUCGAAGGAUCCAACGCUAAUGCACUUGAUAAUGGAUCGAGCUGGGCACUUAUCUAUAGUGGUUCGACUGGCAUCAGUCACACAGCGGAUCCAGGUCGAAUGGUAUAUGUUACUAGACAAAAUUUUUCGAACACAAUUGCCUAUAGAAGUUAUCGACUUCUUGUUACUUCUCAACGUGCUCCAGAAUGGGGUGUUCAAUAUUCGGAAGCUCAAAUUAUUGGCUAUAUUUAA